Molecule: messenger RNA, 3488 nt
Organism: Aspergillus ibericus CBS 121593
Lineage: Eukaryota; Fungi; Ascomycota; Eurotiomycetes; Eurotiales; Aspergillaceae
Product: cytochrome P450
Exons: 6
Coding region: 1-3468 (1155 amino acids)
Biological process (GO): fatty acid metabolic process
Molecular function (GO): oxidoreductase activity, acting on the CH-OH group of donors, NAD or NADP as acceptor; iron ion binding; oxidoreductase activity, acting on paired donors, with incorporation or reduction of molecular oxygen
Source: RefSeq, a predicted model, not a curated record
AUGUCAAACCAGCAAUUCUAUCUUCUAGGUGAAUCGGUGGCGUCCGCGAAGGACAUCACCAUCGAGGCGACUCUAGAUUUAGACCAACUCAAACAACUCGUGGCAGCUUACUUUGCCAUUGUCGAUCCAAGCGGGAUCGGGUUCCAAACCGAGAAUGACUGUCUGUCGGAUGUCUCUGACGUCCUUGCUGCGAAAGGACCUGUAGCAAUUUCAAUCGAUGGACAUGCCGUACGGGAGCCCGGGGGCCCCAGAGGCCUACCCUUUGUAGGGAACCAUUUCGAGGUGUAUCCCGAUCAUCUUGGCAAUCACCAGCGGCUCUUCGACCAGUAUGGACCGAUCUUCAAAACAACAAAUCUGGGCCGUACGACAUACCAGACAAACGAUCCGCAGAUAUCGGCCAUCGUAUUUGCCGAGUCGGACUUCUUCUCGAAAAUAAUCAGUGACGCUCACCCCCUCUCUGCGCUGAAAACCCCUUCCGCAGGUGUCUUUCUCGGGGACACGGAUACCCCGGAGUGGAAGGCGGCUCACAAAUUCUUGCCUCCUGCUUUGGGUCCCAAGGCAGUACGCCACUAUGCCCCGACUAUGCAGAGAGCUGUGGAGGACUCGUUCAGGGUGUUUGACGCUUUAGAUGAACAAGAGGAGGCGUGGAACGUCUACCAGUAUAUGCUGAAGCUAGGCUCACAGGCAGUGGGCGAGCUCACGCUUGGGAUUGAUUUCAAGCACUUUACUUCACCUGAUGCGCCGGUGCAUGAGAUGGUCCACUCCAUUGCGGAAAUGCUUUCCCUCAACAAGAAAGUCACAUCGAAAGGCGACUGGUACGGCAUGUUACCAUUUGGGGAUCCACAGCGGUUGAGGAACCUGAAAGCAAGAAUCGAGGAAAUGGUAGAUGAAUCCAUUCAAAACGCAGAACGGGCUGGAAUUAGCGAUUUGCCUUUGCAAGAUGCAGCGCUGCUGUCUUCUAACAUGGUCGAUUACGCUCUUCGAGCCACCGACAACAAGGGUGAAAAACUGCCCAAGUCAAGUCUCGUUUGGGCUCUCGUAGUCGCAACAGCGGCUGGAUUCACGACGACCAGUUCUCUCCUUUCCUGGCUAAUCUACGGCCUCGUCACCUACCCGGGGAUGCAGGAGCGGUUGCUCCAGGAACUGGUCGACAACGACAUCACUGAAGACACCGAGCUCACCGCUGAAUUGACCGAGAAGCUGCUCUUCCAAGAUAAAUACAUCAAGGAGAUGCAACGGCGACACAACCCCUCAUUCCAGCCGGGUCGAACCGCGAAAGUCGAUCUCGUCCUUCCUGGAGGUUACAAAAUCCCCAAGGAUGCAGUCAUCAUUCCCGCGCUCCACCACAUCCACAACAAUCCCAACCUCUGGGAUAACCCUACUCGCUUCAACCCCGACCGAUGGGACACCCCCGAGGUGAAGGCACGGCAUAAGGCAGCAUAUAUCCCCUUUGCAAUGGGCCCGCGUAUGUGCAUUGGAUUCAACUUUGCCCUGCAGGAGAUCAAGGUCUUUCUUCCGAAGUUGAUCUACCGCUAUCACUUCAGCCGGGAAGGCAAUGGGCCGAUUGAGUAUGAUCCGAUGUUCCAACUGAUCCGGCCCAACAACCUACUCACAAUGCGUCCAACCUGGUCCCCACCACACGACUACCAGAACCGUCCGGUUGCGGUUCUGGGCGCAGGAGUGCUUGGACGACGCAUAGGCUGCAUCUGGGCCUCAGCAGGAUACACUGUCCACCUCCGCGAUCCCAACCCCGAUCAACUCUCCGCCGGCAUCGCCUACAUCCAGGAAAACGUAGCCGCCUACGCCACCAAAACCGGCCGGUCUCCAGGCACCGCCCACUCCUUCACGGACCUGAAGGAGGCCGUCUCAACCGCCUGGCUGAUCAUCGAGGCGGUCCCGGAGAAACUCCCCCUCAAGAUCACCACCUUCGCCGAACUAUCAACUCUCGCCCCGACGGACAGCAUCCUCGCCUCCAACUCCUCGUCCUACAAGACGUCCGAAAUGCUCGAGCGGGUGCCCGAGACCGUCAAAUCUCGCAUCCUCAAUAUGCAUUACUACAUGCCUCCGCAGUGCAUGCUCGUUGAGUUGAUGACGGAUGGGUUCACCUGUGAGGAUAUCUUCCCGUUCCUGGUGGAGAGAUGUCGUGAGGGUGCGACUUCGCCGUACGUGGCGAGGAAGGAGUCCACGGGCUUCAUCUUUAAUCGGCUCUGGGCGGCAGUCAAACGCGAGGUUUUGACGAUUCUCUCUGAGGGGGUGUCUGUCCCGAAAGAGAUUGAUGCCAUGUGGGAAGAGAUGUUCAUUACUGGUCGGGUGAAGCCUUGUGAGAUGAUGGACAACGUCGGCCUCGAUACCGUCGCAUUCAUCGAACAGCACUACAUCCACGAACGUGGUCUCCCCGCCGACAAAACCGUCGACUAUCUAACAGCGAACUACCUCGACCACGGCAAACUCGGCUCCAAAUGCCCCCUCGGCGGCCUCUAUCCCCCUGCCAUUACCAACAACAACACCAGCAUCAACAGCAACAAGCGCCUCCUCAUCCUCGACAUCGGCCUCGCAUCCUCAACCGCCGCUACCUCCAUCUCCACCCCAGCCGGCCACAUCCUCUCCCUAACCCCCACCCCCACCUUCACCCCAAACAACACCCAAUUGCAAACCAUCCUCUCCAACCAACUCCUCCCCGACGGCAUCACCUACUCCCGUACCACCAACCGCAUCUACUGGACCUGCAUGGGCAUCCCCGCCCACCCCGACGGCGCCAUCUACUCCUCCACCCUGGAUGGGAAAGACAUCCGUUCCCUCCUCCCAAAAGGCACCCUGAACACCCCGAAACAAAUCACCCUCGACCCCACGACCCAGAAGCUCUACUUCUGUGACCGGGAAGGAUGCGCCGUGUACCGCUGUAACCUCGACGGCACGGACCUGACAUGUCUUGUCUCUCGCCACAAUCCCAAAGAAACAGCCGAAAACGGGACACCAACAUCCAACGCCCGGAACUGGUGCGUCGGCAUCGCCGUCUCCCCGCGCUGGAACAAAUUCUACUGGACGCAAAAGGGCGCGUCGAAGAGCGGCCAGGGACGGAUCUUCUGCGCGAGUCUUGACACGGCACACCCUAUUGAGGGCGAAGAAGGGGGCCAAUGCAUCCUGGAUGGAUUACCCGAGCCGAUUGAUCUCGAGGUCGACGAGGCGAGAGGGGAGCUGUACUGGACGGAUCGGGGGGAAUUGCCGUUGGGGAAUUCGUUGAAUCGGGUGAAAUUGGAUGCGGAGGGGGUGCCUGUGCGGGGUGCGAAAGUGGAGGUGUUGGUGAGGAAUUUGAAGGAGGCGAUUGGGGUGUGUUGUGAUCGGGAAACGGGGGAUUUCUAUUUGACGGAUUUGGGGGGGUGUGUGUAUCGGUGGAAUCGGGAUAGGAGGGAGAAGGUGAGGUUGUAUGAGGAGGAGGGGAGGGCAUUUACGGGGAUUGUUUGUGUUUGAGGGGUCAUGUACAGUUGUAG